This is a messenger RNA of Harmonia axyridis, 856 nucleotides long. Its product is annotated as 40S ribosomal protein S26-like. Gene Ontology annotation, biological process: translation. The transcript has a single exon. The coding region runs from base 44 to 526 and encodes 160 amino acids. Gene Ontology annotation, molecular function: mRNA binding; structural constituent of ribosome. The record is from RefSeq and is a predicted model, not a curated record. Lineage: Eukaryota; Metazoa; Arthropoda; Insecta; Coleoptera; Coccinellidae. Gene Ontology annotation, cellular component: ribosome; cytosolic small ribosomal subunit.
AGACGUUGUAAUUCUUGUAACGUUCCGGUUAUAGUGGUUCAAAAUGACUUGCAAAAGGCGUAAUGGAGGAAGGUCCAAACAUGGACGUGGUCAUGUUAAGCCCGUCCGUUGCACCAACUGUGCAAGAUGCGUCCCCAAAGACAAGGCAAUCAAAAAAUUCGUGAUUAGAAAUAUCGUCGAAGCUGCCGCUGUCAGAGAUAUCACCGAGGCUUCAGUAUAUAACCAAUACACAUUGCCCAAACUUUAUGCCAAGUUGCACUACUUUGUGUCUUGCGCCAUCCACAGCAAAGUAGUAAGAAAUAGGUCUAAGAAAGAUAGGAGGAUCAGAACACCCCCACAGAGGAACUUCCCUGGUAGAGACCAGAGAACCCAACCUCAGAGGAAAUUUCUGUAUGAGUAUGAAUCAAGUGAUGCCUUUGCCUGGUUCGAAUAUAAGUCAGAUAAUUCCAUCUCCGAUGUCAAAUUCAAACCAAAUGGCAUCAAUGUUCAAUUUGAGUCAGAUAGUUGGAUCUCCGCAGAAUAUUAACGAAGUUCCCGCUUCUCCAGGAUAUAAUAAUAAUCGGAAUCCAUUGAUGUCUCCUCUUUCGAACGUAAGCCAAAUGUUGUCGCCGUCUGGAAUGGUUCCUUCACCGAUGAGAUGUCCUCCUCAGACUAUAAUGUCACCUAAUAAUCAAAAUCAGAUGAAUACAAUGUUGAAUAGACCACAGCAAUUGAUGCCCCAAAACAUGCCGAAUAACGGAUUCUUUGGCAAAAUUCAAAAAGAAAGAAGCUUGUUACAACAUGGUAGUUAACGAUAUGACAUCAUCUCUGAGUUCUCUUUUGGAGGAGAAUAGAUAUUUACAAAUGAUUCAAUAAG